This is a messenger RNA of Oryzias latipes (Japanese medaka), 2757 nucleotides long. RefSeq lists its product as uncharacterized. Gene Ontology annotation, molecular function: DNA-binding transcription factor activity, RNA polymerase II-specific; RNA polymerase II cis-regulatory region sequence-specific DNA binding. Gene Ontology annotation, cellular component: nucleus. Gene Ontology annotation, biological process: regulation of transcription by RNA polymerase II. The record is from RefSeq and is a predicted model, not a curated record. Lineage: Eukaryota; Metazoa; Chordata; Actinopteri; Beloniformes; Adrianichthyidae.
GCCUUGAUUGAACACAAGAAGAACAUUCGCCGCAAGAGGUGCUAGCAGCGUUAGCUUGUGUUCAGAUGACGGUGGUCUUUAGUUCGGACGUUUGAGGUUUCGGGAAGAAAGGACAGUAUGUGGUUCGUGUCCUAACUCUCAGCAUUUAUCAAAUUAUCGUUUUGUGUAUAUAUGUGUUGUAAACACAACGUGGCUGUGAUUGUGAGGCUAGAAGAUGAUCGGAGCUGCAGUGAAGGACAGCGGUGUUUGUUUGUUGUGUGAGUUGAGCUGAAUCGGAGUAGCUGCAGUAACGAUGUCUUCAGAACCUCAGAGAGAGUAUGUCAGCGAACAACUUUCUGCAGCUGAAGUAAUCUUUCGACACUCUGAAGGAACAAUUGUCCCGCACGAGCAGGAGCUCUGUCGCCAGCGCAGACUGCUGGAUGUCAUCUGGAAACCACAGCACGCUAUAGUUCUCCCCCAGCAUUUUGUGACUGAAGAAGAAAAUCUCUGCAACCAUCAAAGGAUCUCCAGAGUGGAACAAGAUGAAUGGGAGCCUCCACAGAUUAAAGAGGAACAGGAGGAAUGGGAACUUCCACAGAUUAAAGAGGAACAGGAGGUACUAGAACCUUCACAGAUUAAAGAGGAACAGGAAGAACCAGAACCUCCACAGAUAAAAGAUGAGCAAGAAGGAUUCUGCAUCAGUCAGGAUGAAGAGAAGCUUGAUCUGAAGCAGGAGACUGAUAGCUUUAUGGAGACUCCUACUUAUGAGGAAAAUGAGCACAGUGAAGCAGAUCUAAACAAUCAGCCGAUCUUUAAUGUAAUUUAUAGUUGGGAUGAAGAAGGAAGCCAACACGAAGAAUCAACAUCAACUACAGAUGAAGAGACAGAUCCACAGAACAAAGAUCAGAGAAAGAAAGGAAACAGUAAUCGUUUCCGAAAUGUGCCCAGCUCUUAUCUGUCAGAACGUUCAUGUGACACUGAUGUUAGAAAAAAACCCAAGACGGUGACUUUAGUUAAGAAACACAAACAAUUACCAAAAGAAGCGAGACAUACCUAUGUAAAGUCUGAUAAAAGAAUAAAAAUUGCUAACAAUGUUUCUGUUCACAAGAGAACUAAAUCUGAUGAAAGAUUGCAUGUAUGUGAAGAAUGUGGUAAAACAUUUGAUUACUUGUCCCAUUUUAGACUUCACAUGAGAAGCCACACAGGAGAAAAGCCCUUUUCUUGUCAAGAAUGUGGUAAAGAUUUUAGCAAAAAAUCAAGUCUCAAAGAACACAUGAGAACUCACACAAGAGAAAAGCCUUAUACUUGUAAAGAAUGUGAUACAAGUUUUAGUCAUAUAUCAAGUCUCAAAACACACAUGAGAACCCACACAGGAGAGAAGCCUUUUUCUUGUAAAGAAUGUGAUACAAGUUUUAGUAAAAUAUCUAAUCUCAAAACACACAUGAGGACUCACACAGGCGAGAAGCCUUUUUCUUGUAAAGAAUGUGAUAAAAGUUUUAGUGAAAAAUCUAAUCUUAAAAGACACAUGGUGACUCACACAGCUGAGAAGUCAUUUUCUUGUCAAGAAUGUGAUAAACGUUUUAGUCAAAUGUCUUAUCUCAAAUUACACAUGAGGACUCACAGCAGAGAGAACCUUUUUCUGCAUCAUUGAGAUAUGAUAUUGGACCAGUGUUUAAAAACCCUGCAUAGUAAUUGGUUAACUUGGCGAUUCUCAUUCAGGGUGCUGAUAGUCUUUUUAGCCACAGGGAUAAGAAUACUGGACUUUUAACAGGGUGGAACUGUGUGCUGGGACAAAGAUUGGUUAAAAAUCCUGGUUAAGUCUCCGGGUAGCUGGUCAGCACAGGUCUUUAAGACAUGCCCUGGUAUACCAUCCAGUCCCACAGCUUUUCUCUGUUUCACCCUCCUCAGUGUACAUUUUACCCCUUGCUACUCCAGCAUCAGCAUUAGCUCCUUCUCUAACAGUGCCUCUUGUACUGUCAGUGCAUGGAGCUCAGGCCCCUAACAGCAAGCGCCUCCAGCAUGGACCUUUACCUCGAGCACUGGUCCCCAGUCAGGGCAAUAAAAGGCAGCAUAAGGUAUUUCUUUGCACCUAGAGAGCGACGAGGGUCAAUUUUUUAAAAGACUGAUAUAAAUGUUGACCUUUUUUCACUAAAUCAAUUUUUAGAUGUACCUGUUAAAAGAAUUGUUUAGAUAUGAACUAUAACAGAUGAAUAUCCAGCUCUUGGAUCUCUUAUAUCACUUUAAAAGUAUUGUUACUUUUUGUUACUUCAAUUUUUAGUUUGUUUUUCUUAAAUACAUUUUGGUAGCAGUUCAAAAGCAAUGUUCAAUUUGUGUUGGUUGAUUUUUAUUAGAAGAUUUUAGCAUUACAAUCUUUUGUUUGAAUUUGUGAAGUUGACCAUUGAUUAGUCUAUGCUGGGAUUUAUGAGUAUGGUAUCGAUGUCUGUGUGUUGCUAUGACAAUUGAAUUAUUUUGUAUACAUCUUUAAUUCUAACAUUACUAUGUGAUCAGUUAUCAUUUAAUAAUUAUUGUAAACUAAAGAAUGGCGACUGCAGUUUGUAGUUUGCUAAGUCAUUUGAACAAGUAAUGUUUUGAAAGAACAUAAUUUUCCCAAAAAUGUAGUGAGGAAGAGGUGGAUAAUGAAACACACUGGUGUUUCUGUCGUGUGCUCAUGUGAUUCAUGUUUUAUCAUAGUUUUUAUCUUUUGAUCUGUUCUUCUUGGUUUUCAGUGGUUUGUUACAAUUUUUACUGUCAAGAAUAAAGUGGAAGUAAACAUCAGAA